UUUUUUAUUUUUUUCCUUCAUAAACCAAACAACUCUAUGUCAAACAAAAAGCUAUCUUCACCCUUAGGAGAAGCAAAUGUUCCAUUAUUAUCACCAAAGGAAGAAUAUGAAGAACCGCAAACUCUCACAACAAAGGUUUUGAUCGAAUCAAAGAAGCUAUGGCAUAUAGUAGGUCCAGCAAUUUUCAGUCGCAUUACAUCCUUUUCUAUGAUGGUCAUCACUCAAAUCUUCGCUGGCCAUCUCGGUGACCUCGAACUCGCUGCUAUCUCCAUCGCUCUUAAUGUUAUUGUUGGCUUCGAUUUCGGACUCUUGUUGGGAAUGGCGAGUGGAUUAGAAACACUAUGUGGACAAGCAUUUGGUGCAAAACAAUAUCAUAUGUUAGGAGUAUACAUGCAACGAUCAUGGAUAGUGUUAUUCAUUUGCUGCAUUCUUCUAUUACCAAUGUUUCUUUUCGCGACGCCGUUGUUAAGAGCGUUGGGACAACCAGAGGAUGUAGCGGUAUUAUCCGGAGAAGUUACAAUGUGGAUGAUACCGUUACAUUUCUCACUUGCGUUUCAGUUUCCUCUCAAUAGGUUCUUACAGUGUCAGCUUAAAACCGCCGCUAUAGCUUGGGUUUCUCUGAUUGGGUUUUUUAUUCAUACUUUUGUUAGCUGGUUGUUUGUGUUUAAGCUUCAGCUUGGUGUAAUUGGAGCUGCUGCUACUUUGAAUUUCUCUUGGGGGUUUCUAAUGGUUGGGCAGUUUGUUUAUACUGUUUAUGGAGGUUGUCCUUUGACAUGGAAAGGGUUUUCUAUGGAGGCUUUUUCAGGCCUUUGGGAAUUUCUUAAACUCUCAGCAGGUUCUGGAGUUAUGCUAUGUUUGGAGAGUUGGUACUAUAAAAUUCUGAUAUUGAUGACUGGGAAUCUACCAAAUGCAGAUAUUGCAGUAGAUGCAUUGUCCAUAUGUAUGAAUAUAAAUACUUUGGAGUUCAUGAUUCCAUUGUCAUUCUUUGCUGCAACAGGAGUGAGGGUUGCAAAUGAGCUUGGAGCUGGAAAUGGGAAAGGAGCAAAAUUUGCUACUAUAGUGGCUAUGUUGACAUCAUUAGCAAUAGGACUUUUCUUUUGGGUAUUGAUUGUGGCAUUGCACAAGAAAAUUGGCUUCAUAUUUUCUACUAGUAAACCUGUUCUUGAUGAAGUAGACAAUCUUUCUCUUUUAUUAGCCUUCACAAUUCUCCUUAAUAGUAUUCAACCAGUUCUAUCAGGAGUGGCUGUGGGAUCAGGGUGGCAAUCAUAUGUGGCAUACAUAAACUUGGGUUGCUACUAUAUUAUUGGGAUUCCUCUUGGAUUUUUAAUGGGUUGGUACUUCAACCAAGGAGUUAUGGGAAUCUGGGCAGGGAUGAUUUUUGGAGGAUCAGCAACUCAGACAAUAAUAUUGUGUUGGAUUACACUUAGGUGUAAUUGGGAGAAAGAGGCAGAGAAAGCAAAAUUACGUUUAUCAAAGUGGUCAGAUAAAUAAUAACAACUGGACUAGUGUUUGUUUUGUUUAAGAUGUUUCGAAGAUAUUAAAGUUCAAAACUCAUUACUUCGUUGAUGGAUUUGUUUCUUCAUAACCAAAAUGGAUAAGAAUUGGUACUAUUUGUGCCAGACUUUUAAUAUAUGAAUA
Molecule: messenger RNA, 1638 nt
Organism: Vicia villosa (hairy vetch)
Lineage: Eukaryota; Viridiplantae; Streptophyta; Magnoliopsida; Fabales; Fabaceae
Product: protein DETOXIFICATION 27-like
Exons: 8
Coding region: 37-1491 (484 amino acids)
Biological process (GO): xenobiotic detoxification by transmembrane export across the plasma membrane
Cellular component (GO): membrane
Molecular function (GO): xenobiotic transmembrane transporter activity; antiporter activity
Source: RefSeq, a predicted model, not a curated record